AUCAACUAUGAUCAAAAUAGAUUGUGGGAUUGUAACUUUUAUAGAUUGUUGACUAAUCAACUGUGAUUGGGGCAUAUUAUAUGGGAUUGGAGCUGAUAUAGAUUGUUUACUAAUCAACUGUAAUUGCGGCUGAUUAUGUGAGAUUGGGGCUGAUGAUCUAUUAGACAGAACUCUCUGGUAGAGCUCCAUAGUUUUUCUAAUCAAUUCAUGAGGCUUUUCAUACCAUCCAACCUGUACAUUACUACUGUAAAUAUCAUUCUCCUAAAAGUAAAAAGUGUAAAUGUUUCAUGGAAGAAUUUUGAAACUCUUGAAGGGGAACUUGUUGAAGCUAGUACUUGGAUAUAAAAAGGAUUUUUAGAAGAAUAGGAAAUUGUAUAAUCUGAAGAGCUGGUUAGGGAUACGAUAAUUUUAAUGCUAAUCUAAUGUUGCAAUGGUAAACGGAGUAUUCCCAGGAACUAGACAUUGUCGUGUUUUAAUUUUACCAUCUAUUAUCAUUCUGAUGGAUGGUGAAGUCGACACGAUACGGAAAUACCAGCUAAAGUUCUGAACUGAUUUUGGCUAUUCAAGGAAAUUUAGCAUCUAUUCUGAUAACAAAAUGUCCUGCUUCGCGGCCAGUAGAUUAUGUAGAAUUGAAUGGUUGUUCAAGUAAACUUUUGUUUGCAUCAGUAUAAUUACUGAAACGGUUAUGGUUAAAACUCAAAUGUGAUGCCAAACAUUGGAAUUCAACAGUGGGAUGACUGUAUGACUGGCAAUUGUUGUUUGUAACUUGCUAAGGAUGGAAACAAUGAUACUUUAAUGGUCACUAUAUGUUCCAAGAAAAAUAAUGUUAAGGUAGAGCGAAGUAAUAGAGAUAUAUAGGAUAUGCUAAAUGUGAUGCUUAAAAGAUGCUAUAUGUAUAGUUGACAGUCAUCUUUGCUAAAAAUUCUCUUUGAGAUUACAUAAUUUGUUUUCGUAGGUUACAUUUUGUGAUUAUGUAAUUACCUUUUCUCUACAUAUUUUUUUCAUUUGUUUUUCUGUUUUCCACAGUCAACUGGAUAACAACCACUUUGAUGGUGCGAAAAUCCCAGCUUCAUAUGGAAACAUGUCUACAUUGCUGAAAUUGAGUCUGAGGAACUGCAGCUUGGAGGGAGAGAUCCCUGACAUGAGCAGGAUACCGAAGCUCGGUUAUCUAGACCUCAGUUUAAACAAGCUCAAUGGAUCUAUACCUCCAGGCAGGCUUUCUGAUAAAAUCACAACUGUCAACUUAUCCAACAAUAGUCUUACCGGAAAUCUUCCUGCCAGCUUAUCUGGUCUUUCUCACCUUCAAAACUUGUUACUGGCAAAUAACAAAUUGAGGGGCCCUAUCAUGUCUAGCAUUUGGCAGAACAGGACAUUGAAAGCAAAUGAGACUUUCACCUUGGAUUUGGAAAACAAUAUGAUUUCAAAUAUUUCAGGGAGUUCCAGUGUCCCUCAAAAUGUCACUCUUCGGCUUCGAGGCAAUCCUUUAUGCUCAAAUGCAAAUUCAGUGCAUUUUUGUGGAUUACAAAUAGAGAAAGAAAAUGCUAGUCACAGAACAGAUUCUACUGAUGGUUGUCCCCCAGAUGCAUGUCCCCCAUCUUUCGAAUUUUCCCCAGGAUCUCCUGUACCUUGUCUUUGUUUUGCUCCUUUGCCUGUUGGAUAUAGAUUGAAAAGUCCUGGAUUCUCAAGUUUUGGUCCAUAUAAAAAGACAUUUGAAGAGUUCUUAACCUCUGGUCUCAAUCUGCAUAUUGAUCAGAUGCACAUCGAUUCCUUCCAAUGGGAAAAAGGACCUCGACUAAGAAUGUACUUGAAAUUUUUUCCUUUACAUGAUCCUAACAUCAGCAGUUCUCGUAUCUUCAACAAGAGUGAGGUUCAACGAAUUAGGCGGUUAUUUAUGGGAUGGAAUAUUCAUGAUAGUGAAAUAUUUGGUCCCUAUGAACUUCUGAACUUCACUCUGUCAGAUGUUUACAAGGAUGUGUUUCCAAAUUCAACAUUCAAUCUUAAUAAGGGUGCACUAGCUGGGAUAAUACUUGGAGCUAUUGCUUGUGCUGUCACAUUAUCUGCAAUUAUCUCACUUAUUAUCUCAAGGUUCUACUUGAGGAGCCACCAUGUACUUUCUAAACGAAAACAAUCAUCUAGGAUCUCUGUUAAAAUCGAUGGAGUUAAGAGUUUCACUUACAGAGAAAUGGCACUGGCUACAAACAAUUUUAACAGCUCUGCCCAAGUUGGCCAAGGAGGUUAUGGCAAAGUUUACAAAGGCAUCUUGGCCAAUGGCAUGGUUGUUGCCAUUAAAAGAGCACAAGAGGGCUCAUUGCAGGGUGAAAAAGAGUUCCUGACGGAAAUUGAGUUGUUGUCAAGAUUGCAUCACAGAAACCUUGUUUCUUUGAUUGGUUAUUGUGAUGAAGAAGGUGAACAGAUGUUGGUGUAUGAGUUUAUGCCAAGUGGCACCCUGAGAGAUCGUCUUUCUGCUAAGUCUAAAGAACCUCUGAAUUUUGAGAUGAGAAUGAGAAUUGCCUUGGGUUCGGCAAAGGGUAUCCUCUACCUACAUACAGAGGCUGAUCCACCAAUAUUCCACAGAGAUAUUAAGGCUAGCAACAUAUUACUGAAUUCUAAGUUCACUGCAAAAGUUGCUGAUUUUGGCCUUUCAAGACUUGCCCCAGUUCCCAAUAUUGAAGGGUCUGUACCUGGUCAUAUAUCCACAGUUGUGAAGGGGACACCGGGUUACCUUGAUCCGGAGUACUUCUUAACUCAUAAAUUGACAGACAAAAGUGAUGUCUAUAGCCUUGGAGUUGUAUUUCUAGAGCUUCUGACUGGGAUGCACCCAAUCUCGCAUGGCAAAAACAUAGUUCGAGAGGUUAAUGUUGCAUAUCAAACCGGUAUGAUCUUCUCGGUCAUUGACAGUCGAAUGGGCUGUUAUCCCUCUGAAUGCGUGGAAAGGUUUGUAAAUUUAGCCCUGAACUGUUGCCAAGAAGAAACCAAUGCAAGACCUUCAAUGGCAGAGGUGGUCCGGGAACUUGAAGAUAUAUGGUUCAUGAUGCCUGAGUCUGACAGCAAAACGGAAGAAUCAGUAGACACCGAGUCUGGAAAUAUUGUAACUCCACCAUCAUCAUCUGUGAUGAAGAAUCCUUAUCUCUCAACUGAUGUCUCUGGUAGUGACCUUGUUAGUGACGUAAUUCCCUCCAUAAGACCUAGAUGAAGAAAUACUAUGAGACCCAAAAAAAAAUAGGAGUUGCUGACUUCUAAUACAAACUAUAGUUUUGUUAGAUAAUUAGAACUUACAUGUCCCUUGUUGAGGAUGUAGAUUCGAGUUUGUUGGCUGUUGGUUCUUAUCAUAUAGUAACUAAUAAAAACAUAAAAUAUUUGUAUAGUUUUUUUUUUUUAUUAUAAAAAAAUAAUAUGUACUAGUAACAAAGUUGUAAGAUAUUGUGUUGUUUUAACAUGAAA
Molecule: messenger RNA, 3441 nt
Organism: Carica papaya (papaya)
Lineage: Eukaryota; Viridiplantae; Streptophyta; Magnoliopsida; Brassicales; Caricaceae
Source: RefSeq, a predicted model, not a curated record